GUCAUUCGGCAACCCAAGAGGGAAAGCGAGAAGGGGCAGUGGUGGGUGACGACGCGUCAAGCUUCCUGGCGAACAGCUCCAAGUGAAGUGGGCUACAGGAUUGACUUGUUUCCACCUGGAUGGCACGUGCAGGAGGCACCCUGGCCCCAGGAGCCCGUGGAAGGCUGGCUCCCCGUGGUACCCCGUGGCUUCGUGAAAGCGAGUGAGCUGGCGCCGGCGGAGGACUUCCUCAUGAUGCAUGCUUCGGCCUUGCAGUGCGGGGGGCGUAUCGUCGUCGUGGGGUUGUUCCUUGCGAGCAGAGUUGUUUUUGAAUCGCACGAGCUGCCCGAAGCGAACGUGCUAGGUGGUGUAAAGGAGGUUCCAUGGAAGGCCUCCCCGUCCCUGCCAGGACCAGCCGUCUGCUGCAAGCGCGCGGGCGGCAUUGCUAGCUCUGCGAGAGGUUUGCGGGAAGCCAACAUACAGCUCCGAGAGCGAGAGCUUAAGAAAAGGCAGGAUCUUGACAGCCUGAGCCGUGCCCGCGAUCUGACAGCGAAAGAGUUGACAACGGUCCAGGCAGAGCUGAGUUCAAGCAAGCAGGACCUGGAGUAUGCGCACGAGGAGCUGCGAGUGCUGCAAAAGAAACUGGAGCUCUGUCGCGAGGCUGUCGUGACAGCUGUGAAGAGCAUAGAUGCAGUGUACGAGGAGGUGCCUGACGAGGAUGGGAAGGAUGCCAACCUCAGGGACGAGGCCAAGCAAAAGGCGGCCAAUGCCAUGGACGCCGACAAGGCCAUCUCGGAGCUUCUGGCAGUUGUGGGCAAUCCAGCAACGAUCUUGCCGGAGGUGGUCGAGGAGAAGUACAAGACUUGUGGGGAGAAUGCGGAUUGCGGAGCCAGCCCGGCUAUAGAGAAGUUGCUGGAGAUGAAGGUGCGCUGCAGUCCGACCAAACAGCCCGGAGACCAGCGAGCACCGCUGCGAGAUCUCAACCGAGCCUAA
Symbiodinium necroappetens is the source of this 972-nucleotide messenger RNA. NCBI's taxonomy places the organism in Eukaryota, Dinophyceae, Suessiales, Symbiodiniaceae. The record is from the annotation of a GenBank genome assembly.